AUGGCAAUUAUUGGGACUGUUUCAGGGACUAUAACAGUGGAAGCAAUCUGGCUUACUCGUUUUAAAAAACCAAGCUUUAGCAAAGAUCAGGCAAUGAAAAAUAUGCAAAGCCUUAGGAUAUUAAGCAUACACGGGUGUUAUCCAUGGGCUUCCCUAAGUGAUUCAGAAGAUAUUCCUAAUGGCUCUGUUGAGUACCUUUCCAACAACUUGUGUUGGUUUGUGUGGCAUCAUUAUCCUUGGAAGUUAUUGCCAGAAAAUUUUAAUCCCAGAAGGCUUGUUCAUCUUGAUCUCCAAUCGAGUUCAUUGCAUUAUUUAUGGAAGGAAACAGAGCUGCAGCAAUUUCUGUCUCUACGAAGGAUAGAUCUAUAUGGCUCCAAAAGCCUGAAGAGAACACCAGAUUUCAAGGGGAUGCCAAAUUUGGAGUAUUUGGAUCUAGGCCAAUGUAGGAGUCUUGAAGAAGUUCAUCCUUCCCUCAAGGAUUGCAAAAAACUCAUGAAGUUAAAUUUGCCUUAUUAUACAAAACUUGAGAGGUUUCCAUAUGAUAAUGUGGAAUCUCUUGAAUCUUUGGACCUAAAAUUCUGCUCUAGUUUAGAGAAAUUUCCAGAAAUCCUUGGAAUAAUGAAGCCGGAGUUAGAGAUUAAUAUGUCAUGCUCUGGGAUAAGGGAACUGCCAUUAUCUUUCUUUGAUCUCCAACCUCAUCUUACACUGCUACAUUUGAAUGGCAUGGAAAACCUUUUAUCUCUUCCAAGCAGCAUUUGUAAGUUGAAAGGUUUGGUGAAGCUACAUGUGUCAAAGUGCUCAAAACUUGAAAGCUUGCCAGAAGAGAUAGGUGAUUUAGAAAACUUGGAGUAUCUUGAUGCCAGUUAUACUCUAAUCUCACGACCUCCGUCUUCCAUCGUCUGGUUGAACAAACUUAAAUCAUUGACUUUUAAAAAAUAUAAAUCAGAAGAUAGAGUGAACUUCGUGUUCCCUCCAGUGAGUGAAGGGUUAUGCUCAUUGCAAGAACUGGAUCUCAGUUACUGCAAUCUAAUAAUUCCGGAAGACAUUGAAUCCUUAUCCUCUUUGAAACACUUGAAUCUCAGUGGAAAUAAUUUUGAGCAUUUUCCUCGUAGCAUAUUCGAACUCGGUGCUCUUCGAUCCUUGAACUUAUCAGAUUGCAAGAGACUUACACAGCUGCCAGAAGACAUUGGAUGUUUAUCCUCUUUGAAAAAGUUGUAUCUCAAGGGAAAUAAUUUUGAUCAUUUGCCUCAAAGCAUAUCCGAACUUGGUGCUCUUCGAUCCUUGAACUUAUCAGAUUGCAAGAGGCUUACACAGCUGCCAGAAUUUCCACAGCAAUUAGACACAAUAGAUGCAGAUUGGAGCAAUGCUUCAAUCUGUAAUUCACUGUUUCAGAAUAUCUCAUCAUUGCAGCAUGAUAUAUCUGAUUCACAUUCGUUAUCACUAAGAAUGUUUACUGUUGAGCAUCCUGGAAUAAAGAUCCCAAGUUGGUUCCACCAUCGGGGAAUGUAUCAUAAAAGUGUAUCAGUCAAUUUUCCUGAAAAUUGGUAUGUACGUGAUAACUUCUUGGGAUUUGCUGUAUGUUACUCUGGCAGGUUAAUUGAAACCAAAGCAUACUUGAUUCCCUUAUGCAAUCGGAUGUCGUGGAUGAUCCAGAAUUUAUCCUUAACCAAUCAUCCAAAGUACCAUACAGAAUCUACCAUUAAUUUUUUCUUGGUACCUCUUGCUUGUUUAUGGGAUACAUCUAAGGCAAAUGGAAAAACACCAAAUGACUAUGGAAUUAUUGGUUUAACUUUUUCUGGUGAAAUAAAGGAUUAUGGACUUCGUUUGUUGUAUAAAGAUCACUCCAUUGGGACAAGGAGAAGCAGAUAUAAUGAUAGUGAACACCAUAAUGAAGCCAGUUGCUUGUCUUCUAAGAAACAAAGGUCAGGUUCUAAUGUUGAUGCGCCAGUUAAUCCAGAAAUUUUGCAGCUCUUUCCGACAAGCCCUGGAUUUGUUUGAAUAAAGGUAUAUAUAACUCUUGAGUUUGGUAUCGAAAUUGUGUUCUCUCUCUCUCUCUUUUGUGUAAUUCUCUCCUUCUGUUGCCUACAAAGUCUUCUUUCAUAACCAAUACAUUUUUUUUUUCCUUCUUCUUUCUCCUAUUGUCUCCGUUUGUUCUGAGCCAUCAUUAACCAUGGUGAGUUAAAGGAUGUGAACAAGUUUUAAUUUUUUAAACUUUGCAUGUUGAAUAUAAAAUGGUAAGUAAAUAAGAGAUCUAAUUGCAUCUUUAUUGAUCCUCAAGUAAAGCAACCCUUUGGAAAUGUGUGCUUGAGAAGCCCUGAGCUAUUUUAACACUCCUUAAAGUCUUGAAUUAAUAUUCAUUCUAUGGAGAUUAUGUGAGAGAAUUAAAUUUCUAAGUUCCAAGACGAUACAUAUAUACAGAUGUGUAGUAGAACGAAUCAAUUGGGAACUUAAUUAAAUGGUUGGAGUAAUUGAUCACGUCUUUCUGCAGAUGUAUAUUCAACGAUAUCAAGAAUUUACCAUGUUAUCAUUUGUAGGUGUUAUAAGUUCAAAGAGAAAACUUUAUGGCAGAUGACGGGUCAGUACUUUUAAUACUUCUGCAUCAAACAUUUUCAUGUGGAGAAGUAUUGAUCAUGCUCUAACUUUAGCAAUACACUUUUGUAAGUAUUGCUCUCUCAGAUUGUUAUAUUAGCACAAAAUCUCUGUUUUAAAUAAUGUAAGUAUCUCUCUUGUUAUGGGAAAUAAGACGAAACAAUUAAAGAGGCAGCAUAACUUGAGACAGUGAGGGAAUUGCAGAUGAGCAUUGGAACUAUUAGUAAGUCGCCUCACAUCACAAAGCUAACAGAGCAAAAAGGAACUAUUUCCAGAAAUCAAACGUAUUCCACUGGAGUCGGAGUUGUGUGAAUUAGAAUCAGAGUUAUCAAAAGAGAUGAACAUACGUAUCAUUUGCUAUCAGAUACAUUGAAUUAUGAUAUUGAGUUUUCUCUUCUUUUU
This is a messenger RNA of Solanum tuberosum (potato), 2991 nucleotides long. Its product is annotated as TMV resistance protein N-like. Gene Ontology annotation, cellular component: cytoplasm. NCBI's taxonomy places the organism in Eukaryota, Viridiplantae, Streptophyta, Magnoliopsida, Solanales, Solanaceae. Bases 1 to 1998 code for a protein of 665 amino acids. The transcript is spliced from 3 exons. The record is from RefSeq and is a predicted model, not a curated record. Gene Ontology annotation, molecular function: protein binding.